GUAAGGAAAUAAUUGCCUCAAAUUUUUUGCUCAACUUGACAGAUCUUUCUGGACUCUGCUUGCUCCCCUCUUAAUAUCAUCAACACAAAGAAAAUACCCUUUUUUUCUUCUAAUUUUCUUCUUAUUUUCCACAAUUGUUUUUCUAUUUUUUUCCACCAAUUUUUUGUUAGAAACCCAUGUCAGGUUUGUAUAAUCCCAACUUUUCUCCUGCAAGAACAGCCUCUCCACAGAUUAGAACUCAUGGAGAUGUUGAUAGUCAGUAUUUGUCUGAAUUAUUGGCAGAACAUCAAAAGCUCCAACCUUUUCUUCAAGUUCUUCCCAUAUGCACAAGACUCUUGAAUCAAGAAAUCAUGAGGGUUUCUGGUAUGGCAAACCAAGGGUUUACCGAACUCGAUAGGCUGCGACAUAGAAGUCCGAGCCCCAUGGCUUCACCAGAUCUUACUGGCUGGAAUGGUUUUCCACAAGAGAGGUUAAGUGUGCCCCAUGGCAUGACAAUGGACUGGCAAGGAGCUCCGGCUAGCCCUAGUUCCUUCACCGUCAAGAGAAUCUUGCGCUUUGAGAUUCCUGUUGAUUCCUAUCCCAAUUUUAACUUUGUAGGCCGGCUACUUGGACCGAGAGGCAAUUCACUAAAACGUAUAGAAGCUACAACGGGCUGUCGUGUGUACAUUCGAGGAAAAGGGUCAAUCAAGGAUCCUGAUAAGGAAGAAAAGCUACGGGGAAGACCGGGCUAUGAGCAUUUAAACGAGCCACUUCACAUCUUAAUCGAGGCUGAUUUACCUGCAAACAUUGUUGAUAUAAGGCUGAGGCAGGCACAUGAAAUUAUUCAAGAGUUACUCAAACCAGUGGAUGAAUCUGAAGAUUAUAUCAAAAGGCAGCAAUUACGAGAGCUAGCCAUGCUAAACUCAAAUUUCAGAGAAGAGAGUCCCGGGCCGAGUGGCAGUGUGUCACCAUUCAACACAAGUGGCAUGAAACGUGCUAAAACCGGUCGUUAAUCAGUAACCAUCAAAACAUGAAAUUUUCUGCAUGCACACAUGCCAUAUAUAUGUAUGUGAGGGACGUUCAAUACAAAACUAGUUUUAGUAGAGAACUGCAGGAACCGCAUAAACAACUGUACAUGUUAGUUUAACUGUGAUAUAUAAGACGGUUAUGAAACUGCAUAACUGUCUCUCUCUCUUUCUCUCUCCCGCUAUCUCCGGUCAUCACAAUGUAUAAGAGCUUAUUCAGUUCUCGCAGUUCUUUACCUUAAAUCGGUUAUGUAUUGAAUGCACCUUGUUAUAUAUACAUAUAUGUGUAUGUAUAUACACACAUAUAUGAAUAUGUGUACAUGUAUCUAUAUAUACAUAUUUUUAUGUAUAUAUAGGACGUGUUCGAUACAUCAACAAUUAUAAGUAGAGAACUGCGAGAACCUAAUAUACAUUUGUACAUAGUGCAUGGACGAUAAUCAACUUAGUGGAAAAGAGAGGGAGGCGGUUAAAAAUCCGUUAUCACAUUUAAAAUAAUAGGUAUUAGUGUCCGUGAUUCUUGCAGUUCUAUGCUAAAAUUGGUUAUGUAUUAAGUAUCCCUAUAUAUGUAUGUAUGUAUUUUUUAUGUAAAUUGAAAUGAAAUGUAUAGGUUGACUCUUUUGACCAAAGAGUUUGUUUUUUAAAUUUGUAUGUUUUUUAUUUUGUUUGUAAAGAUAAAUAGAAUGAUAGGAAGAUGGAGUAUAAAGUGUAGAGUAAGGAAUGAUUCAUUAUUCUUGUUUGUUGGGUUAUGCAUUUGUAAAAUAAGAUUCAUUUGAUUUAUUCA
This is a messenger RNA of Helianthus annuus (common sunflower), 1785 nucleotides long. Its product is annotated as KH domain-containing protein At3g08620. The record is from RefSeq and is a predicted model, not a curated record. Gene Ontology annotation, molecular function: mRNA binding. Gene Ontology annotation, cellular component: nucleus. Gene Ontology annotation, biological process: regulation of mRNA splicing, via spliceosome. NCBI's taxonomy places the organism in Eukaryota, Viridiplantae, Streptophyta, Magnoliopsida, Asterales, Asteraceae. The transcript is spliced from 7 exons. The coding region runs from base 177 to 992 and encodes 271 amino acids.